CUGGACCCGAACCGGAAGCGCGCUCCUAGUUGCCCAGGCAACACUUCCCUCCCUCUUCGUAUCCGUUCCCCUCACGCCCCCCACCCCUACACCGAGAGCUGGGGCCCACCGCCUGAGAUCUGCAAGCUGCGUACCCACGAGCGCCCACUUGGAUUUUGCAACCAGAGAUAGCAGCAAUGACAUCAAAAUGGAGAACUACUGCAUCUUGGUAUUCCCACCCAGUAUAUGCAAGAUACUGGCGACAUUAUCAUCAUGCAAUGGCUUGGAUGCAAAGCCACCAGAGAGCCUACAAAAAGUCCAGGGAUUCAUAUUUCACUUCCCCAUGGUUCUCCCCUUAUGGAGUUCUUCCCUGGAGCUCUCUUGAUUAUGAGGCUGGGCAUCCUUGGAACUAUCAAGGCCAGCACAUGGCCUGGCAGGAGUCUCCCUACAAUGUUUCACAUCUCAAAAGCUCUGGGCAGCCUCUGUAUAGCAACAGUAGAACCCAGACAUCCGCAAGAGAAUAUGAAGCCCCGCAGGAAGAGGAAGAGAUAGAGUCAGAUUCAGAUAACGAAGUAGAGUGUGACCUGAGCAAUAUGGAAAUCACCGAGGAGCUCCGCCAGUACUUUGCAGAGACUGAGAGGCACAGAGAAGAGCGACGGCGACAGCAGCAACUAGAUGCAGAGCGCCUGGAUGACUAUGUGAAUGCUGACCAUGGCCUGUACUACAACCACCACCGGUCCGUGGAGCCCCCCUCUGAGAAGCCUGGGGAACGGCGUCAAGCCGAGAUGAAGCGCCUGUAUGGGGACAGUGCUCCCAAGAUCCUGGCCAUGGAGGCUGCUGUGCAACUGAGCUUUGACAAGUACUGUGACAAAAAGCAGCCGAAAUACUGGCCUGUCAUUCCCCUGAAGUUCUGACGCCGGCACACAGGAACCCUAGGGAAUGCCUCCUGAACAUGGUCUGGCCUUUCCCUCUUUCUUUUGGGUGUGUUCUCUUCCUCCUGGAUAUUUUUCAGAGAAAGAGGCCUGUGUACCAAUACAAUCUGUCAGCCACUUUUUAUUCUCCAUCAACAGGAGGUACCCUAUUGCCAACACAAGGAAUGUCCCCUUGACAUAAAGUGAUAACCGUGUAUAUUGUUUUGGCUCUUAA
This is a messenger RNA of Cricetulus griseus (Chinese hamster), 1125 nucleotides long. NCBI's taxonomy places the organism in Eukaryota, Metazoa, Chordata, Mammalia, Rodentia, Cricetidae. The record is from RefSeq and is a predicted model, not a curated record.